AAUAUCCACACUUACAACACACUUCACAAUUUCACAUACCAAACAAAUUAAAAACCACCACAACACAAGAAGCUUAUCCACAACAAGUACUGAAAACCCUCACUGCAUUUUCCACAAACUCUUGAGUAGAGUUACACACAAAAAAGUAGCAACAUGGCCCUUGAGAGUUGUUUAAGAGUAUCCACACCAAGACCUCAUUGUCUUCCUCCAUUGUUUUCAUCUUCAAGGGAAAAGCUUGUUUUCUCAACUCAAAAGGUAGGAUUCAAGAAAUCUGUGCUGAACUCAACUCUUUCACUUCCAUCUGGUGUUGCUUAUAGAAAAUCCCGUUUUGUUUGCAAUGCUCGUGAAGCUGUAAAUGAAGUUCAAGUAGUGAAUGACUCAAGCUGGGAUGAACUUGUGGUUGGAAGUGAUACACCUGUGCUUGUAGAUUUUUGGGCACCAUGGUGUGGUCCAUGCAGAAUGAUAGCGCCGAUAAUCGAUGAAUUAGCCAAAGAGUAUGCUGGAAAAAUUAAGUGCUACAAGCUCAACACAGAUGAAUCACCAAACACUGCAACAAAGUAUGGCAUCAGAAGCAUACCGACUGUUCUGUUUUUCAAGAAUGGGGAGAAAAAAGACAGUGUAAUUGGAGCAGUUCCUAAGGCUACUCUGUCUGAGAAAGUGGAAAAGUAUAUUUGAUGCAUGAACUCAGGAAAGAAAUGAUACUCUUAUGACAUGCAUUAUAGUAUCAGAAAUGGAUGGAAUGGGAUGGAAGAAAUGACAAUAGUGACAUUGCUGAUUUUCAUUUCAUCCAAUUCUUUUUUCCAUGUCUUACAAGGCAAAAGGUAGUUUGUAUCUUUAUCAUCACUAUAUGUAAGGGUUAUGUUUCAAUCUAUGGAUUCAACACAUUGAAUAAUCCUUGUAUAUUUCUUUUAUUUUUCAUCAUUUUGUAAAGUUUACAUUGGAUAAACAGACUUCUUUCAA
Messenger RNA from Vicia villosa (hairy vetch), 960 nucleotides. RefSeq names its product thioredoxin M-type, chloroplastic-like. The record is from RefSeq and is a predicted model, not a curated record. Gene Ontology annotation, cellular component: cytoplasm. Gene Ontology annotation, molecular function: oxidoreductase activity, acting on a sulfur group of donors, disulfide as acceptor; protein-disulfide reductase activity. Lineage: Eukaryota; Viridiplantae; Streptophyta; Magnoliopsida; Fabales; Fabaceae. The transcript is spliced from 2 exons. The coding region runs from base 154 to 675 and encodes 173 amino acids.